AUGCCAGGCUACGGAAAGCAAUCUCCCGAGAUCCAAGAACAGAUCAAGGAGCUGCUCGAGGCCGGCUUCGACCCCACCACAAUCCAUCGCAGGCUCAAGGUCGGCAGGAGUUCCAUUUAUCGCAUGAAGCGAUGCCUGCAGCAGCAUGGCACAAACUAUAUGCCUCCCGAGCUGAACAAGAAGAAUGGAAGGCCUAAGGUGUUGACGCCGGACCAAGAGCUGGUGAGUGGCCCCAUUCCCAUGCGAAAAUCUUGUCUCGUUCACUGAGAUUCGUACCAGGAAGUCUGCGACUGGCUACGAGAUCCGAAGAACCGGACGCGCUUUCUGGACGACCUGGUCUGGCUGAUCCACGACAGGUUUGGUACCGUGUGCAGCACAACCACCAUGUCCAAGUUAAAGCGUAAAUGGUCGCGUGUCAUCGAAUUUGAAGAGAACGGCACCCCCCUUGACGACACGACUCGCGUUCAGCUCAUGGAGACACAUCCCGACCUACCGAUACUACAUCAGCAGUCCGUUCCAGAGGCACAGAUGGGAGUAUCAGCACAGCUUCAACCAGUGGACAUGCCAAUGCAGCAGCAACAGCAGGCAGGCAUGCAAGCCGCUGCAUUGCAGGCUAUGGCAGGUGCUCUGGAACCGCAGCUCGAGCAGCAAAUCGACUCGCAGCUUGAACAGCAACUUCAUGGGGAGAUCACGAGCUUCACCGAUUCCCACAUGCAGCACGUGGGCCUGUAG
Lecanosticta acicola is the source of this 732-nucleotide messenger RNA. NCBI's taxonomy places the organism in Eukaryota, Fungi, Ascomycota, Dothideomycetes, Mycosphaerellales, Mycosphaerellaceae. The record is from the annotation of a GenBank genome assembly.